Oncorhynchus tshawytscha (Chinook salmon) is the source of this 3433-nucleotide messenger RNA. Its product is annotated as zinc finger protein 27. NCBI's taxonomy places the organism in Eukaryota, Metazoa, Chordata, Actinopteri, Salmoniformes, Salmonidae. The record is from RefSeq and is a predicted model, not a curated record. Gene Ontology annotation, molecular function: RNA polymerase II cis-regulatory region sequence-specific DNA binding; DNA-binding transcription factor activity, RNA polymerase II-specific. The coding region runs from base 2222 to 3247 and encodes 341 amino acids. The transcript is spliced from 2 exons. Gene Ontology annotation, biological process: regulation of DNA-templated transcription.
GAAAGACCUGUUUUGGCUGCAUGCUGUUCACUGACAUACCACACGUUCUUAACUGUAGUGUAUGCUAAUAUGAUAAUAGUGCAAUGGCUUACAGUUUGUUUAAUUAUUGUGAUAGGCUCAUGUUUUAUGGGUACGGCGUACCCCCACUAUUUAUUUUACCAGUACUCCAUACCGGACCGUUCCGGCUUACUUUCACCCCUGGGAAUUACUUUAGCUUCCCUGCACGCCAGUAGACACACACUCAUUUAGACUUUAGUUAAAAAUAUUGCAAAUAGGCGUGGCAAUACAUUGAGUCUGCUCAAUACAAACUAUUGAGUCUGCUACCAUUCUCAAUAGUUUGUCAUCAAGGUUGUCUGUACCUGGUGCCCUAUCAUCAUUGAUGAUAACAAUUGUUUUCCCACCUUUCCCACACUAACUUGACCAAAUUCAAAACAGCAAUCCUUGUCUUUCAUUGUUAGAUAUUUUAUACAAAAAAUAUUAUGGUUCCCAGUUCAAUGUUGUCAUUUCACUUCUGGUAGCUAAACUAUGUAGCUAAACUUGGUACACACACUCGACCGGUGACCGUAUUUCAAGCCGUGUAUGUUUGGGUACCGGACGCACGCAAUCACCGUACAGAGCAGACUGGGGGGGGAAAGGCACAACCCAGCUUCAUACAGGGCAGACCAACAGACGGGGUAGGGGUGGCGAACUUGACGUCACAAUGACUUGGGGGCAGUGGGAUCAGAACAACAACCAUAAAAACUGUACCAAAAAAAUAUAUAUUUUAUACCACCACCCAAAAGGGCUCUUGGCGAGUAGGAGGGAAAAGGGGCAGGUGCUCGGGCAGAGGUAGACCCCCAUCUGUGAACGAACCUAGAUGCUAUACCACCCCACCUCCAAAUCAAAACUAAACAUGGAUUCCAUGUUGUUUUUCCUUUGUGAGCACACCUGUCUGUGUUUCACACCUGUUUGUCCUAGCUAAUCAGCCUGGCAAUACGGGCACCAUGCUACUGCAGACAGGUUGUAGAACGAAGCGUGUUUUCACAUCCUGCGCAAACAUUGAUAGUAUCCAUGUUUGGUUUUGAAUUGGAGGUGGGAUGUUCACGUCUAAUAAUUGGAUUGAAUUAUUUCCUGGGCACCAAUCUGGGAUGCAAAGGGAAGGGAUCACUGCCAUUGCCUCACUUUCCAACCAAAGUGCAUGAAUUAAGUAGGAAACUGAGGUAGAGAGGAUAUUCGGCAACACUUGAAGGACAAUGGAAUUACAUUUGAAAAAGCGUCGUUAUUGCUAAAAGUAGAACCAACGCAUUUGUGCUUUUGGCCUUUUUCAGGGUUUUACAGAAGUAAAACAGAAUGAGGCUUUUAUACAGAUGUGAAUAAAAGCCAUGACGUGAUUGAUAAAUCAGUUGUAGAAUGACCAACAAAUAGAUUCUGAGUACAUGUUGCGCUGACCAAUGGAAUAUGUAAACACCAAAAUAACAAUAUGAUAGGUCUAGUUGUGGCCACAACCGGACUAGAUUGUGAACAACUCUUUUCGGAAUGCAUUGCUUGACUGCCGCUAGUGCGAUAAAGCACACUAUAUUUUGCGGACUGCAGCACCCGUGACGAUUCACUCUCGCGUUCGAGUUGGUUGAGGAAAGGCUGUGUAUGUUUUGGUUUAACAAAGCUUUGUCCAUCAUAACAUUCAAUGAUCAAUUAAUUGCAUGAAUUAUUGCACCCUGCGAACAAUUAUCAGUUCAAAACAUGUAUUUUUUAUUUAUUAUUUAUGCUGCCUGCAGCACGAUCUAUUUUGCCAGCGCGCAUAUAUUCCAUACAGUUGUUGGUGUAAGCACGUCACUAGAGGAGCGCAAGGCAUUAAUCCUGCUGUAGAGUUCAUUGCCCAGCAGGUCAAACGAACGACUCAAAUGAACGAUUUACUCAGAAAAACGAAUCAUCACUCUCGAGUAUGUAAAAAAAGAGUCGUCCCAAAAAUAAGGAAUAAUUUGCGAACUGCACAUCACUACAUUGGCCGGGGCACCUGGCUCUGGCUCACAGCCGGGAGGCCUCCCAUCGGUGUAACCUGGGCCAGAUAAUCAAAUCCCCUCAUAGGUAAAACAGACAAUAUUACAACCUGACAAUGUAAAUAGGCACCCAUGAUAAAUAAUUGAAAAAAUAGUAACUUACUAAAAUAAAUCCUUUAUAAUCAAUUCCUCAUACCACUCGGCGACGCAUACAAGGCAUUCCUUAUCAGAACCGUUCACUGACAAUGGAAGUACCGAUUGAGCGUCGUCAAACAUGCACAGAUACAGGCUCCCUGCCUCUCUCUCUUGCUGUCGCUGAAGAGGAGGAUCCACCUGAGCAGCAGCACUGUGAGCAGGAGUGGAGCCCCAGUCUGGUGCAGGAGGACCCAAAGCCCACACAGAUUAUAGAGGAAGAGCCGAUUCAAGGGCUGGAGCCUGAUAUCAUAGAGUUCAAAUUCACUCCUUCCUGUGUGAAAAGUGAAUGUGAUCAGGAGGACCCACUUUGGUCCUUGACUCUUCCUAAAACCCAGAUUGUGGAGCACGUAGAUAUUGACUCUAAACGAGUGGAUCCUGAACCUUUUGCCACUGUGACCCACCUGAAGGGUUUCGACAUUUCCUGUGACCCUCCAGAUGAUCAAAACAAUGCCUCUAUCCACAGCUCAGCCAUAAGCAGCAACCCAGUAGGACUUGACAGCAGCCCACCAUUGGAUCCCAGCCCAACAUUGGCUCCGACCCCACCAAUGGGGAAACCCUGCAACUACCCCUUUUAUGGCAAGACAUUCAAACAAAAAGGAAAUCUGUCCAUGCACAUGCGUAUUCACACAGGAGAGAUGCCAUUUAGCUGUGGUGACUGUGGGAAGUGCUUCAUUCAGAAGGGUGACUUAAGAAGACAUAUACUUACUCACACAGGAGAGAAACCAUUUAGCUGUAAUUUUUGCAGUAAAAGUUUCAAUCAGAAGGGGGACCUAAGGAGGCAUAUACUGACUCACACAGGAGAGAAACCGUUUAGCUGUGGCGACUGUGGGAAAAGCUUCAGUCAGAAGGGGGACCUAAGGAGGCAUAUACUGACUCACACAGGAGAGAAACCAUUUAGCUGUGGUGACUGUGGGAAAAGCUUCCGUCUCAAGGGGAACCUAACCACUCAUACACUCACUCACAAAGGAGUGAAACAACAUGGCUGUGCAGUCUGUGGUUUAAGAUUCACUCACAAGGCUUAUCUGCUGAAGCAUGUGCAUAAAGUCCACAAAGAAAGAAAACAGGAUGAAAACUGAAAGGAAAGAUAAUUAGGACAAAGACAUCUGUCAGAAGAUGGGAAUUUAAAAAAAACAGGAUGUGUAUAACACUCCUAGGAAAGCAAAGCAACUCUGGAUCAUUCAUGGUCUGUGUUACAGAUAGAUAGAUGUGUGAUUCAUUUACUUUUGUAAAGCCUGUGUAAAUAAAGUUGGAUAUGAUUUGAA